Jaminaea rosea is the source of this 2698-nucleotide messenger RNA. RefSeq lists its product as hypothetical. Gene Ontology annotation, molecular function: RNA polymerase II transcription regulatory region sequence-specific DNA binding. NCBI's taxonomy places the organism in Eukaryota, Fungi, Basidiomycota, Exobasidiomycetes, Microstromatales. Gene Ontology annotation, biological process: transcription elongation by RNA polymerase I; transcription elongation by RNA polymerase II; regulation of mRNA 3'-end processing. The record is from RefSeq and is a predicted model, not a curated record. Gene Ontology annotation, cellular component: nucleus. Bases 149 to 2698 code for a protein of 849 amino acids. The transcript is spliced from 3 exons.
UGAGAGGGCUACAUCGCAUGCUCCGUCUGAGCCUCAAGGCAGCAAGACUGACGUUGCGAUCGCGGAAGACAAGAAUGAAGGAGAUGAGGAAGACGACGAAGACGAGGCAGUGUACUGCGUAUGCCGAAGUGGAGAUGAUGGAAGACCAAUGGUGUGGUGCGCAGGCGGAUGCGAUGACUGGUUCCACACCGCCUGCGUUGGCCUCACUAAGAAGACGUUGGAUAAGCUGGACGAGUACAGGUGUCCGGAUUGCACAGAGAAGACGGGCGAGGGAUCAAGAAUGAACCAAAGUGGUGACUCAAACAAGGCAAUGACCAGCAAGACGAAGAUCGAUAGUGCCUCGCCGCCUGCCAAACGCAAGGCCAGCGUGAGCACCGACGAUGGCCACAAGCGUCGCAAGCCGUCCCAUUCGGGCGCUUCCGCGGCAUCAUCGUCAUCGAAAGGUGGCUCCUCCUCUUCUGGCGGUAGGGAUGCUCAGAGUGAUGCCGUUCGAGCGCACGCCACGUCUCACUUCGCUGGCAUCUUGAAGACGAUCUUUGCGGAGGCAGGAGGAGCAGAAUCAACGUCUCCAUCGUCUCCAUCACCAGACGCAGCGGCUCAGAUAUACGCGCAGCAGCUCGAGGGGGGAGUGUUCGAAGCAUUUGCAGAGGCAGCUCUAGGUCGUCCCAGUCUCCGUACAGCUCAAAAGGCAUACAAGGACCGCUUCCGUACUCUGUCCUUCAGUUUGAGAGAUCGCAAUGAAGAAUUGCGCGCUCGCAUCGUCGCUGGAGACCUCGACGCUGACACGCUUGCGACGCUACCGAGCGAGCAAUUGGCGAAUGCUGCCAUGCGUGCUCGUACAGAGAAGGCUAGAGAAGAGGCCUUGAGACAGAGUGUGCUCAAGCAGCAGCAGGUGGGACCCAUCAGGAAGAUUACGCACAAGGGAGAGGUAGAGGUUGAGAGGGAAAAUGCGGGGCCUCUGAGCGACAAUUUUGGCGCGAAGAAUGGAGGAAGAGGUGCGGGACAGUCGACUGGCGUAGGUGGUCUCGAUGGCGGACAGAGCCCGUCAGGCGUCGUGGUAGCGGACGACCGAUCACCUACACCUCGAGACGAAAUCAAGCCCAUGUCGGCAAGCCCUGUGCGUGGCCGGCAACACGAUGCUUCACCGCGUGUCCCAAGCUUUGACUUCUCGACUGUCUGGCAAGGCGGGCCCAGAAACGACCAGUCGCUACAGGAUCGCCACCAGGAUGAAGACGACAACCAGGCUGAGGAGGGUGGGAAGGAGGUGUCGCAGGACGAGAGGAAUCAUCAAGAAUACGAGCCAUCAAAGGCAUCCGAUGACUUCAUCGACAAUUUCCUCCAGGGCAUAUCAUCGCCGCAGAGGUCGACUGCAGACGUUGAGGUGGUAGCAUCAACCUCUGAGAACACCAAGGGGGGGCCAUCUCCCAAGUCCACUACACCACUAGAAGAUUUUCCUCUCUUCUGGCGUGGCGCCAUCACCAUGCCGGACGAGGCGCUCACCAUCAGUGGUACGGUCAGACAAGUCGCAGGCCGCAGCAUGGAAGUACACUCAGCAGGCAGCAGCUUCUUCCCUUCGAUCUCUACGGUUCUCGAAGGACGCCUGCCUAGCAAUGUGGCAAGCGAUUAUCUGCUUCAGAGUCGCCUCGCCUCUCGUACAGAGCUCGUCGUAUUCGCCUUGGAAAAGUCAUUCGAACCGGAAGCACUCAAGAAGGCUCCGGCGCCAAGCCCGACCAGCCCUGGCGCCUUGGAUGCGUCGUUCGAUCAGCUCCUCAACUACUUGUAUCGUCGACAGCGCUAUGGAGUGUUGCUUCCUUCGCGCGAGACGAAGGGAAAGGUCAUCAAGGACUUCUACAUUGCCCCUCUACCUAAAGAUGCACCGAUUCCGCAGUGGCUGGAGCUGCUCGGUCCGGUAUCGUUGCUGGGUAAGGAGCAGCAGAGGGAUGCUGACAUGUUCCUGCUGGUGGCUGUGGUGUUUAAGGGUACCCUCAAAGCCAAGACGUCGACGCCGCCUGUCUCAUCUUCUACCUCGCUGCCUUCUCAAGUCAACCGUUCGCCAGCUGGUCCGCUCGCUGGUACAUCGACGAGCGACUUACAAGACCUCCUCAGGAACCUCGGCGGCGGCGGCAGUGGGGUAUCUCCUCCAUCACAGCCAAGUUCCGCUGUAGACCCUCGCUCCGCCGGAUCGAACGGCUGUAAGCCCUCUGCUCCACCUCACGACCCACGUCGAGCAGAUAAUGCGGCUGAAGGGCAGUCAAACGAUAUAGCCGCGGUCCUCGGUGCCCUGAACAGCGGGGCCAGCGAGGCGGCCGCUUCUUCGAGCAGUAAUGCGGGAACCUCUUCAUCCACAGCGGCGGCGGCCCUCUCGUCAGUUCCGCAAGCCGACAUCACCUCCCUGCUCGCUAGCAACCCGGGCCUGCUCAAGUCUCUGCUGAGCUCGCUUGGUGAUGGCGGCGACAAUUCUGACAGUAGCACCCAAGCUGCCGUUCCGACGCCGCCUGGACCUCCUCCGCCACGGCCCCCGAUGCCAGCGGCUGUACCUGGCCCCAGCUCUGGGCUGCCGCCUCGCCCACCGGGCCCUGCCCCUACGUUACCCUCGCCGGGGGUGCUGUACGGUGGGCAGGUGACGCAGUGGGGUCAUCUGCCUCAGGCUCAGCAGGGACGCCCACCUGGUAAUGGACACAGGCCUCCGCGUCACUAG